Molecule: messenger RNA, 2814 nt
Organism: Sclerotinia trifoliorum
Lineage: Eukaryota; Fungi; Ascomycota; Leotiomycetes; Helotiales; Sclerotiniaceae
Source: the annotation of a GenBank genome assembly
UCUAUAUCCGUCAUUAAUAUUUUCUAGUAAUGGAGAUACAUUUCAAUUUCCGAAAAGGUUGAGCAUUCCAGGCACGAUUGAAAGUUCUGAUUUGUCCGUACUCUAGGCUCUUCGAUUCCUUCUCCUCUUACUAGAUGUCUUAUGGAUUCCCACAACAUCUCCUUUCUCCCGCAUAUUAUCAAUCUUCCUGAUGACAGACUCUUUUGCGCUUACUGGAAAAUGGACGUUUCGGAUCGCAUCUGGCCUACCAUAUCAUAUGUAACUGAGACACAUACCGGAGGCUUAGUUCCACGAAGUAUCUACCCAAAACUUGUGGCCAUCCAGCCUUGAAAGUCUCGGGCCCAUUGGGACUCACACAUCUCUUGUGAAAACUUGUCUCUAUGGCCAUGGAUGGGUUUAAUGUUGCCAAUUUGAAUGAGGAGAAUCAAUUAAGGGAUGUGAUGAUUCAGACAAUCUGCGACACGUCUCCUUUGAACAUGAGUAGCGGGCGUCUCAUACAACCAAGGUCGAAUGGGUAUAUCACUUCAUAUAUACUUUUCUCUGCUGGAUCAUUUACUUUUCACUUCCUUCACGAAUCUAUCUUGUGGGAUCCCUUUUGAGUUUCUUUCACCAAUUGAGUCAAUUUAAUUUGACUGCACAAGGGCGAACCAUCGUCAUCACUAACUGACAUUUGCACUUUUCAUUUAUUUACUCGAAUAUUCUGAGUCUUUAUGAGCUAAGCUUCUGUUUGUCACCUUUUGUAUCCCUUCGAGUUGCCCUAAGCUAGCCCUUCUCAUUAUGUCGGAGAUCUUUCGUUCGCGGAAUAAGAAGUUGCAGCAUCUAGGAAUGCAUUCCCAACCUGUGUAUAAGUGUGAGUGUGAGUAUGGGGUUCCAUCCCAAGCAUCCGGAUCUAUUUCCCCGCUCGCACACCUCCCGAGUCCCAGCAUCGUCGCAGCACGAGCUUAUGCCUCCCAAUACCAGAUACCAACGGGGCGCAAAGACGACGCGUGGUCGUGGCGUGGUAUCUUAACCAAGUGCGGGAUAUACCCAGGAGACAUUCUACAGUGGUGACCUUGACAGGAGGUGCAACAUCCUCAAGCAAUGCAUCAUCAACCAGCACCGCACCCAGAUCAAAGAUUGUUCCUGAUUUUCGAUUCACACAUGAACAGCUACAGAAAUCCGAAACUCAGCUCAACACUGCUGGUUCAAAAGAGGCCUCUGCUAUCAGCAUCUCUGAUGCCAAAUGCCAUUCUGAAACUUCAGCAUCCUCCGCCCCAAGGCAUCGUGUUCCGUUCCAGUAUACCCAUGACCGCUUGCAAACUUGGGGUCACGCUUAUUUUGGAAAUAUCGCUACCGCCGAUGCUUUCAUCAAUGCUGUCAGUCUACGGCGACCAAGCUUAGUGGCCACAAAAGAACAAGAUGGCCAUAAGUCUCCUAGAUCGUCGGAUCAAGUGACGAUACGUGUCAGGGUACUACCUAAAGGAGUUGAACGCAAGCCCUUCUUGAUACAAAGACAAUUUGACAUUCAGGAAUUACGAGAGAGCCUACCAGUACCUCGGCCAAAUCAAGAUUACGCACAGGGCUCAACAAUUUUAAGAAGAUCUAGCAUGCUUCGUCGAUUGUCCUUGCAGCAGAUUCCUAUUCUAAAGCAACUCGGGACCGUACACCCUCAGUUAAGACCGCAGACCAAUAAAAAUCAGGUGGCAGUACCAAUCCGUAAGUAUCUCAUGAGCAAAGGCACGCACAUCAUGACUAACAACUCAUUUAGACAUAGAGUAUGCUUUACAUUAUCUCCCGGUUUUGGCGGCUUUGAUGCUAUCAGGACAUAUUCGGAAGGGCGAUUCCAUUGAUCUCCCUUUACCUAGCCCCAAAGCAUGGAUUGACACAAUCGCCUAUGUUUAUACAGGCCAAGGGGAAGUCACAUUAGCCAUGAAGGAGAACAUUGUGUUUCUAGCGGGACGGGUAGAAAGCGAAGGCUAAUACACUACGCGGGUCCUUCGAACGUGCCGGGGAACUACGGGAGUACGAUCCGAUCUGCCACAGCCUGCAAACAUCGUAUCUCGAAUGGACCUUUAUAUGGGUGAGACAUGUCGGCAUUUCAUGCAUUGCUGCGUGGGGUUGAUUCAGGCCACGUGGUGCGGUACUUCAAGGGUAUUACACUUGCAUUCCAUGGAGAAAUCUUGAAGGCAGCCUUCCCGUCCUGUAUCUCCUGCUACCUGUAUUAUAACAGAACACAGCUGUAAGCACUUUAUCGCGAUUUACCAUACUCGGUGCUUGAAUCGGGAUAAAAACGUGUCCCACUCUAACCCUACUCAUACUUGAUCUUCCAAAGUUGCAUUGGACAAUGACGACUUCCCACAUUCUGAUCUUGGGCCGAGGUUUCUCUUCUUCCUGCACGAUAUGAUUCAAGAACUAUGCCGCGAUUCCAUGCGCAUCCACCUUUUACUACGUAUGGAUUAGGAACAGGACGCUAAUGACGGCCAAGAUACACAUAUCAACUAGGGUGAUUGGAGUCUCGAUUUUAACCAUUGACCGAGAAAGGCGCGAUAAGAAAUGAAAUCAUGGUUUUUACCAACACAGAAUAUUGUAACAAAGCCGUGGAUCGGCAAAAACGCAAUUAAAUCGGCCGGCAAAUAGUAUUUCAUUGACCGAAGAGCCGUAUGGCUCUUUUAGUAGGUCUUGUCUUUCCAAUUGACUUAAGUCAAAGGCUCAAAGCAUAGAAGACCUCUUAUACUCUGCUGAUUUCAACAGUCAAUUCAUAUGAACAAGGUCCAAUUGAUACGCGUACCAUGAUAUUCAAUUGGAACUAGUGGAUGAUUCGAAGAGCUUUUUCCU